UUGGAUUUCAAAUCAUGUGGGUAGUGGUUCAUUUUGUUAAUGACAAUGCUGUAGAGGCGGUGCCUGAAACAUGGUAUAAAAAAAAAAAUAAAACAUGUGCUUGGCCAAUCAUAUUAAAAAAUUCUAAAAAACACAUUGUAAAACAAGAUUAUCCAGACGAAAAUAAUUAUAAGUGGUAUCCUGCGAGGAUUCUUGGAAGGAAAUAUGCAACUUUAGAAGAAGCUCGAAGCAAGACAAAUGUUGCCCAGUUUCAGUCUGAACUAUCUGCAAAUGAUGAAGAUUUAAUUUUACAAAAUAAAUCCAAAUGUAUUGGAAGUCCACCCUCGUUAAAGCCAAGUAAAAUGAAAAAAACGGAUACUCAAUCAAAAAAACGUGUGUUUGACGAAAUUGAUCAUAAUGAUUCAGAUAUUGAUAAUUCCGACGAUGAUCCUGACUAUACCCAACCUCUGUUUAUAGAUGGUAAAAUGAAAAAAACUGAUACUCAAUCAAAAAAACGUGUGUUUGACAAAAUUGACCAUAAUGAUUCAGAUAUUAAAAAUUUUGGCAAUGACUCUGAUUCUGACUAUUCUCAACCUAUGAUUCAAG
Molecule: messenger RNA, 585 nt
Organism: Aphis gossypii (cotton aphid)
Lineage: Eukaryota; Metazoa; Arthropoda; Insecta; Hemiptera; Aphididae
Exons: 4
Source: RefSeq, a predicted model, not a curated record